CUGUGAACACAAGUCUCAUUUCCACAGGAUUCCCACUCUGCUCCUCCAGGGAGCAUGAAGGUCUCGGACUCUUCUGUCUCUGCCAGCAGCUUUGUCUCACCACCAGAGGGCAUCAUCGAAUCAGGACCACACAAAGAGUCGGCAAGCCUGCCCUCUUCUCCUGUGAAUCCUGUAGCUUCCAGCUCGGCUGUCGCCAGCCGCCUGGCGCGCUCCUUCAGCGAUAGUCAGGCGGAUUCAGGCACAAUGCAAACUCCGCCGGGCAGCGGAGCGGUGGUCCUGUCAGACGACCUGAAGAACCCCGCCAUGGAAAAACUUGACCUGGUCAGAAAGUGGAGCAUCAACACGUAUAAAUGCACCCGGCAGAUCCUGUCAGAGAAGCUGGGCCGCGGCUCCAAGACUGUGGACCUGGAGCUGGAGGCGCAGAUCGAGCUGCUCCGUGAAAACAAGAGAAAGUACCAGAAUGUGAUCAAGCUGGCUCAGGCACUGGCCAAUCAGCUGUCCCAAAUAAUGCAGACUCAGAAGCAGCUUGGCGAUGCCUUCGCCGACCUCAGCCUCAAGUCACCUGAGCUCCAUGAGGAGUUUGGUUACAACGCCGACACGCAGAGGCUUCUGUCCAAAAAUGGAGAGACUUUGCUGGGCGCCAUCAACUUCUUCAUCUCUAGCGUGGACACACUUGUAGACAAAACAAUCGAAGACACCAUGAUUAAUAUCAAACAGUAUGAGACUGCCAGGGUCGAGUACGAUGCAUAUCGUACAGAUUUGGAGGAGCUGAACCUCGGGCCACGUGAUGGAAACACCAUGCCGAAGAUCGAGCAAUCCCAGCAGCAAUUCCAGAUCCACCGCGAGAAGUUUGAAAGGAUGCGGAACGAUGUCUCUGUGAAGCUCAAGUUCCUGGAGGAGAACAAGGUGAAGGUGUUGCAUAACCAGCUCAUCCUCUUCCACAAUGCUAUAGCUGCAUACUACGCUGGGAACCAGCAGCAGCUGGAGCAGACUCUCAAGCAGUUCCACAUCAAGUUGAAAAUGCCUGGCGGGGAAAGUCCCUCCUGGCUGGAAGAGCACUAAACACUCCCGGCUGGCUCAGCUUCACCAAACCUUCCCUUGGAAACUACAGAAACCUUCCUCCUCCUGUAAUUUGCUGCUUUUCCAGCUUCUGAAAUGAAAUCUUCUAACAAAAGGAACAAACUCCUGAACUCCUUUUGUCUAUUCUUCCUAAAUCAUUUCUGUCGUUCUUUCAAAUCAUAAGAGACGCACUUUUUCUACUGUUUGACAGAUCUUGUUGAAUGGGAGUUCCAGCAGUAAACACUUUAUGAAACUCUAAACGGCCUUUUGUACUCCAGAAUAUGAAUGUUCGUAUUCCAGCACAGCACACAUGUUGGCGUUCCAGCGGCAGCUACUGGACAAGGACUGCCAUUAAAUCUCACAACAAACUUGAUUCUUUUCUUUCUUUCUUUUUUUUUUUUUUUGGUUUUUGUAUUAGCUGACUGAAAUGAACGCUUUACUACAGUUAAAAAAAAAAAGCUUUUUGUUGUCGGGACAAAUUCCUUCUUGAAUUCUGUAAAUUGGUUUUUAUUUUCACUAUCAAGCUGUGACUGAAGUGAUAGUGAGACACUUUGUGGAGGGCGCUUUAUUUGUAAUGUGGUUAACAUUUAGCUGAGACGGUGUGUGUGGUUUGUCCUCUGCUGCUGUGUGUAAGGCCUCAAAUGUCCCAAAUCAAUACCUCCAGCAUUGAUUAAUUUGAAAAACCAAAGUUUACAAAAUCAAGUUUUGGUUUUCCACAGGACUUCUCGUUAGGUAGACCUGGAUCAGCCUCUUCUAUUGGAUUGCUAGCUAACGUUGAGCUGCUUUAAACUCUCAGCUCCUGACUGCUAACUCAUGUUGAACAAAGCAAAUUAAAUGAGAUGUGCAUCUUUUUUUUUUUUUUUUCCUUUAUCUCUCGCAAAACCAAAGCGUUUCCAAAAAAAGCUCUAAUCAUUGAGUCAACGUCACGCUCUGCUUUUAGUUCGUCUAUCUUCAGGACAUAAAACCGAAUGGAUGAGAGAUUCUCUUAGAUUCCAGAAAAUGAAGGACCAGCCUUAUGUCACUUUAAUGUGCCUUGAAUCACUUCUUCUCCUGCUCUAUAAACACUCCUGCUUCUGGUUUUCAGACCAAGGACCAAACAGUCACAGCACACGGAGAUGGAAACAUCCAGCACAGUAACUCCAGUGACUUUAUGAAUUAGUUUUUAAGACGUGUUGCACAAUUAUGCAUUUAGGACUACAAAAUAAAUUUUUCAGGCCUGUGUGAACCAAAAUCCAAUUAACUUGAUACAUUUUCACCUGUAAAGACCAGCAUUUGCGGCUGCUACCAGUUUGUCAUUGGGGCUAUUUAAAGUGUAUUUUUCACAAAAAAAAAAAAACAAAACAAAAAAACAUUCGUCUUCAUGUCGUGUAUUUUUCCUAUGGCCCACUAUAAUGGUUUAAAGGGUAUGAAUCUAGAUUCUGUUAUUUUCUUGAAAGAAAUAUAUAUAUUUGUAAUCUAUAUUUUAAUGUUAGAUUGACCAAUGCAGCCUGUUGGUUUAUUUUUCUUGAAGGUCUCCAGAAUAACAUUCUAGUACCGGUGUAUAGGGGAUAAUCACGUUUUGUAAUAAUGUUACGUUAACAAAUGCUGAGAUGAAAAGAUUCAGAAUGUUGUGCAACCUCUUUGGGGAAAAUAAAACUUUCUCUUUCUGUA
Molecule: messenger RNA, 2709 nt
Organism: Poecilia latipinna (sailfin molly)
Lineage: Eukaryota; Metazoa; Chordata; Actinopteri; Cyprinodontiformes; Poeciliidae
Product: arfaptin-1-like
Exons: 7
Coding region: 55-1062 (335 amino acids)
Biological process (GO): intracellular protein transport; regulation of Arp2/3 complex-mediated actin nucleation
Cellular component (GO): trans-Golgi network membrane
Molecular function (GO): phospholipid binding; protein domain specific binding
Source: RefSeq, a predicted model, not a curated record